AUGGUUAAGGAUGCUGCAGGCACACCUCAAAAGAAGAAGAUAUUUUCGAGUAACAGGACCGAUAAAACUGAAGAAACACUUAAAUCAAGUCGCCUACAGGCUAAUGGUGAUAAGGAUGAAAUCUCAAAAUAUCCGGUGGUCUAUUAUCGAGGAGAGAACAUGAAAAGGGAUCUGACAAAGAUGUUGAAUCUUCGCCAAGCGAAGGCAAAAGCCAAUAACGACACCUCCUAUCACGAAAUUCCACACGAUCAUAUCGACUACCGGUACGAAUGCAUCCGAAGCCUUGGGAAGGGGAGUUUCGGUAAUGUUAUUCUCGCUAUCGAUCACAAGGAGAAAAUGGAUGUAGCUGUCAAAGUUGUCAGGCGGGACAUUCGUUUUACCACUCAGGCAAAAGAAGAAAUCGCUAUUCUAGAGACUCUACAGCGAUUGAACCCUAAUCCGAAGGGAUCAUCAGAUCGAUUUCCGAUAGUGCAAAUGAUCGAGCACUUCAUGUUCCGCGAUCACAUGUGCCUCAGUUUUGAACUUCUCGGUUGCUCGCUCUAUGAUCUUAUAAAGGAUAAGAAAGACCAGGGACUUCCACGCGAUCGCGUUAGACGACUGAUGUCUUCUGUCUUGGAUGGUCUAACAUAUGUCUGGAACGCUGGAAUCAUCCACUGUGAUUUAAAACCCGAAAAUGUCCUUCUUGUCAGCAGGGCUUCAGACGGUGGUCCUGAUGAAAUACGUGAUCUUGUCAAAAUUAUUGACUUUGGAUCUUCUUGUUUCAUUGGAAAACAGUGUUAUCCUUAUAUCCAAUCACGGUUUUAUCGUGCGCCAGAGGUUAUCAUGCGAUCGGAUUACAAUCGACCAAUUGAUAUUUGGAGUUUUGGUUGCCUUGUUUUUGAAAUGAUUCGAGGCUACCCACUAUUUCCUGGUGAGGAUGAGUUCGACCAACUCGCCUGUAUGAUGGAGAAACUGGGUAUGCCGCCGUUGCAGAUGGUUGAGAACUCUCGUGUAUUAUCUAGGUAUUUUGCUGAACCCGAAGCAUCAAGAAAGUACUACAGCCCUCUGGAUAAACAAACCCCACUGAAAUUGAUUCCUCGCUACUGUACCAUCCACCAGAAUCAAGAUGGUAGUGCGGAACUGCGCCCAAAUCUCUCGAAGAAGACUCGACGUCUCAGGAAACCACCAGGUUCUGUAAAAAUUGCCCAGGCGCUUGUGAGUACACUGUCUCACAGUUCUGGAAAGUACAAUGAUUACACCCCUUCGCCUUCCGAAGCAAUAGACAAUAUCCACGUGGUCAAAUUAAUCGAGGCCUGUCUCUCUUGGCAACCAGAGAAGAGAAUUAAUCCCACACAGGCUAAAACCUUUUCCUGGUUCAACUAUAAGCCGAGCCAAAUAAGUGACAAUUAUCCAAUGUCCUUGCUAUCACGAUCUCGAAGUUCUCCAUUAAGUAAACGUUCCAGCGCCUCCAGUCAGAAUUCAAACCACUCGAAUGUCGCCUCCUCAGGGACACUGAAGAACACCCUCACAAGUGGAGCUGUUCUUCUAGAGGCUCCUGCCCAAGCUAUUGUUGCUUCAUCCGCAGGUCCUGAAACCACUGAAGUCCGAAUUGCUUCACCCAAGGUUGUGGCUGCGCGGGCAUCUUUAGGACAAGCCAAUCACAUUGUUCCCGCCAGUCAAAGCAUCAAUAGUAAUAGCUUCAAUAGUAACACUGUAGGUGUAACUGAAAUCAUUCCAAUUCACAAAAGAAAGGUCAAAGCGUCAUUCACCUCUGCCUCUCCUCCUGGGCCGGAGCUGCCAAAGAGGCAUGGCUCUCCAGCAUCCAUUUCGUCAGGUGAGAAUAAGCAGGAGGAGAGAGUGAUCUAUGCUCGGUCCUACAAACCAGUCAGUCCCAAAGCCAACGUCUCUUUUAGGCAUAAAGCUAAUCUCCCAGAGAAGGUGUCUGAUAUUUCCUUGCAGUCGCUGGAUUCAAGUAUUGAUGAUAUUACACCAAGGCAACAGGAUAGUUCGAGGUAUACUAGGAGGAAUGGCGCGCAACCGAGUGAUCGAUUCCGCGAACCUAGUACGCGUUUGAGAAAGAGAAACCAGAGCAUGGAACCCAAACGGCAUACUCAACCGGUUAGAAGUGAGGUUAUCAUAAAAGAGAAGUCCAUUUUGCCAUCUCGAAGCUACAUUACCAGCAUGACAACCGCGUUCAGUUCGUCACCUGAAGAGGAAUCUGAAAAGAGUGGACGACAUAACCCCAACGCCCUCUCAAAGACCUCUCGUUGGGAUCUCACAACUGUUGGACACCCGGAGCCUAAAGCGACCUACGUUAAUAACAGAAUGGAUCCAGCUAGGGCUCGAAAGCACAUAACUCUGCGUACAGAACCUCUAACUUUGGACAAACGGCUAAAUUUAGCUAAAACAAGAUCUGCAAUUGAUUUCCCAAUAAACUUCUCCUUAGAAAACUCCGAUGAAUCCGAGGAAUCCAAACGUCGACCCAUCUAUGAGAGUUCUUUGAGAGCGGAGACCAUGAAACGUCCAAUGUUUAGGGAACAGUUGAUAGGAUCUAAACUCUCUGACACUGGAAUCUCACCGUCGCCAAGGCCAAUUACGAAGACUUCUUCAACAAGGACCCAUCAUGUUCGCGAUUCUUCCGGAAAAGUCAUCCAAACCCACGGUGAUUAUAGACGCCGCCGAAUGCCCAAUAAAACUAAUUCCACCAAUCAUCUUGUCGAAUUAACCGAGGCAAAGUUGAGUAGUUCCCGCUCAAGCGAUAAUCUUCCUGCUUCACGCAUUCAUAACACCCGUACAAAUGGCGCGGGUGUGGAUACAGAGAGCGCCGAUAGUUUUAUGGAUUUAAACAAACUCCAACCCUCUGUUAUGAUGAUUAAACCCCAGACGUAA
Messenger RNA from Rodentolepis nana, 2868 nucleotides. The record is from the annotation of a GenBank genome assembly. NCBI's taxonomy places the organism in Eukaryota, Metazoa, Platyhelminthes, Cestoda, Cyclophyllidea, Hymenolepididae.